This is a messenger RNA of Pararge aegeria (speckled wood butterfly), 2160 nucleotides long. It is a transcript of the gene Tgt, whose product is annotated as queuine tRNA-ribosyltransferase catalytic subunit. The record is from RefSeq and is a predicted model, not a curated record. NCBI's taxonomy places the organism in Eukaryota, Metazoa, Arthropoda, Insecta, Lepidoptera, Nymphalidae. Bases 240 to 1433 code for a protein of 397 amino acids. Gene Ontology annotation, molecular function: tRNA-guanosine(34) queuine transglycosylase activity. The transcript is spliced from 7 exons. Gene Ontology annotation, cellular component: cytosol.
AACAUAGUGAUAGCUCACAAUAUUUAUUUAUUGGUCUUUGGUUCACAGGUCUUAUUACAAAUAUACAUUAGCGGCAAUUCUUGUUCCUAAAUCUCAAAACGAAACUAAAUUUACAGGUCUUCAAGUAGUGCAGUCUUUUUCGCAUAGCAUUUAUUACAAAUCAUGGUCGCUAUAGGGUCGGGGAAAAUGGUGAACCGUAGUUAAGCCAGAAUAAAUUGGUGAUUACUGAUUUGUUCAAGAUGGUAAACACAUCGAAAGCAUUAACAUUCACUGUGCAAUCAGAAUGUAAACAUUCACGAGCUCGAGUUGCAAUUAUGAAGUUACCUCAUUAUGAUGUCCAAACUCCUGUAUUUAUGCCAGUUGGAACUCAGGGCACAAUGAAGGGUCUAUUAACAGAUCAGCUUGAAAAUUUAAAUUGUGAGAUUAUAUUAGGGAAUACCUAUCAUUUGGGAAAUAGACCUGGUGUGGAUGUGUUGAAAAAAGUUGGUGGCCUUCAUAAAUUUAUGGGAUGGAAUAGAGCUCUCCUCACAGACUCAGGAGGUUUUCAAAUGGUUUCGUUGCUUAAGUUAGCGGAAAUCACAGAAGAAGGAGUGAAAUUCAGAUCCCCAUAUGAUGAUAGUGAAAUUAUGUUAACACCAGAAAAAUCUAUUGAAAUCCAGAAUUGUAUUGGUGCUGAUAUAAUUAUGCAGCUAGAUGAUGUUGUUCAAACAACAUUUCAAGAUUAUGAUCGCAUAAAAGAAGCAACUGAAAGAACUAGUCGAUGGCUGGACCGUUGCCUGAAAGCUCAUAAAAGACCAUCUGAACAAAAUAUAUUCCCCAUAGUACAAGGUCUAUUAAACCCAGAAUUACGAAGGAAAAGUGCUGAGGAACAUAUAACAAAAGAUGUUAAUGGUUUUGCUAUAGGAGGUCUUAGUGGUGGUGAAGCAAAGGAUGACUUUUGGCCUAUGGUCAGCCUAGGAACUGAAAUACUAGAUAAAUCUAAACCACGUUAUCUGAUGGGAGUGGGAUUGGCUAUUGACCUUGUUGUGUGUGUUGCACUAGGAGUGGACAUGUUUGAUUGUGUGUUCCCUACACGUACAGCUAGAUUUGGGUGUGCACUAGUAAAUAAAGGACAAUUGAAUUUGAAACAGAAACAAUUUGAAAGUGAUCUCAAUCCAAUUGACAGUGACUGUGAAUGUACUACUUGUGCCAACUAUACAAGAGCUUACCUGCAUUGCAUUGUAUCUGUUGAAACUGUAGCCUGCCAUUUGAUCUCAGUGCACAAUAUUGCCUUUCAGAUGCGCCUUAUGAGAACCAUGAGAGAAAAUAUCAAACAAGGAACAUUCCCUAAAUUUGUUAAGAAAUUUGUUAAUGAAAUUCAUCCUGAUAAAAACUUUCCUACCUGGAUUAAUAACUCAUUGCUGUCAGUUGGAAUAAACAUAUUGGAAGACUAACCUGUCGAUUUAAUAAUGACAAACUUUCCAAUAGUCUACACAUCUCUAAGCUCAACUCAGAAUCAUUAAAGCAGCUGAGAUUUGUAUUGUAUACAAUACUGUAUAUAAUACUGAUGUUUAUGAUUACCAUGCUUUACUUCACAACUCCCUUAUGCAGAGAAAAUUGGACAGCAGCUAUUGGAAACCCACAAAAGCCUUUCUGAAGUAGCAAUAAGGACCUGAAGUAGUAAUAAGGACAAAACAUCUAUCUAUACACCACAAGAUUUUCACUUGGCCCCUUAAGCAAGAUUUUUACACUGUUUUUUUUUACAUUUUUACAGACAGCCUUGAGUCUUACAGCAAGUUGUGCUCUUAACUGUUCCAAGUAAAUAUUCCCAGUUAUGUCAGUGUGUUCAUGUUUUGUUGAUCCUUUUUGCUACAGAAUGCUGCACUAGAUCUGCCUUACUGCAUAUUUUCUGCACUAAAUGUACCUACUGGUAACAUUAUUAACAAAGACUACUUAAUCAAUAAACUUAAAGUUUUCUGGUUGUCUCUGUAUUCAGUGUCCAUUUAUAAGGUGAAAUUGUUUGAAAGUGGAUGAAAGCUGCCCAUCCUAUGUGAUAAAAUAAAUUCAUGGGACUAUUAUUUGCGUAAACUUACCCUCCAGCAAGAGUUUUGUUUUAUUUCAUACAAUAAUAAGAAGUAGGCUAGUAUGUAAACCAAAGAAAUUAAAUUAUGCACUCAAAUA